GAAGAAGAAGUUGACGACCACGAUCCUUUUGAGGAAGAGGCUAAAGAGCCCCAGAGGGAGGUGGGUGUGUCUGAUAGUGAUGAUCGGGAUCCUGGUGGCGCCGUCGUGAGCAUGGACUCCGAGGGUGUGGACGAGGACUAUGACUGGAGCCGGAGUCGGACCGUUGUUGCUCCAAAGGCUACUUACCUUCUGUUUGCCGAGCCUCUUCUCAAUGACAAGGGCCCCACCAUUGCCUCAGCGAUUCAGCCGAUUGUCUUGUACCUUCAGCCUUUGGUUCAAUGGCUGCGUCAACAGGCUAUGAGGACCUCUACGAGUACUCCUGGAGUUCCACAAGGCAAUGGAGGCUUGAAGCAGGUUCCCAAGAUGCUGACGAGAUUUGGCUUGAAGGUCUUGGUGAAGAAGCGGAGGUAUGCGGCUUCGGGAGCUCUGAUUCGCUUGGAGUUUGAUGAGCGUUGGUCCGAGGGUGUUUAUUUGGGUCUUUCUGAUCAAGUUGCCGGAGGACACCUGGUUUAUGUCGAUGGCAUCUUCACCCACACUCGAAGUGUACGGGACAAGGCGAAGCUAGUUGAUGCGGGCGAGUAUCAGCUUGAGGAGGAGAAGAAGAAUACAUGGCAAGUCGGCUCCUCGUGUGAAGAAGUUGUGUCGGCACCUCGUGUGGCAGUUCGUGAAGGCACCUUUGUUCUGGAACGCUACGAUGAUGACCUGUCGAGCGAUCAGGAGGAGAUCUGUGGCUACAGCCAUUGGGUUGGAGAUGCUCGAGAUAGCCGUGAGGUUCAGAGUCCUCGUGUUGCUGUUCUCGGACGCAAUCCCGAUCAUGAACCCGACGAAGAUGACUCACCUGGCGAUCAGAAGAAGAUCCGUGAUUUUGAGGUGUAUGCACAGACAGUCCUGAGCCAAGGUCUUAGGAACACUGGUUUGCCGCCGAAGGUGGGCGACUACCCUCUGGCUACCAAGGUUGUGAACUCGUUCAUCCGUGAGAAGCUGGGUGAAUCAGGAAGUUGGUCUACGCUCUCCAUGCAUCGGAAUUUGAGCGUGAAGAGACACCGCGAUUCACACAAUGCAAGAGACAAGGAGUCUCACCUCAUUCCCAUCAGCAACUUCAAGGACGGAGGCUUAUGGAUUCAACUUCAGGCCGACGAGGAGAUCAAUGCUGAAGAAGUUGUUGUGCUGGAUGGAGAACGAGGUCGUGUGAAGUCCUUUCAGUCUGAGGAGGGGAACAAGCGGAUCAUCUCGUUCAACUCAAGGGGCCUUGAGAAGAUCAACAGUUUGGAUGAGGAGAUUGUCGAGGGCUUAGGCUUCCAGCUACCCCAAGAACUGAUGAGUUCCCAAGCACCGAGGAUAUGCAAGCUUCUGGACAAUGAGGGUGGAGAGACUCAGGAACCUCAACACAUGGAGAUGGAGCUGGAGGCGGUGGAGACCUUCAUGCAUAUCCGAAUGACCGAGGAGGAGUGGAACUCUACCAGCGCAAGAUAUGGAGCGGAUCACUACAUCGCGGAGAUGGCUGCGACGUGGAGGUACAUCAAUCCUCAGGAUGGAGACCUGAACUCUGUGAUCCCUAAUGACAACAACCAGGGCUCCGGGUUUCGAUCCAGAUGGGAUGUCAGCGAACUGGAUAAAGACCUGGAUUUUCGUGGUGGAAUACCAAGGUUGGCAGGUAUGGGUGUUCAAGGGCAAGAGGAUCUUCUGCGUUUUGUGAAAGGGGAAGCCCGGAUGAGAAAGGCAGCCUUGGAGAACCUGUACACGGCCAACAUCGAGAAGAUUCUGGACGCAGUUGAUGAAGGAAACCCUUUAAAGGUGACUCGUACUGUUGAUCCUCGAGAAGUUCUACCUGUGGUCGAUAAGUGGGUCCCGGCGAUGCAAGCGGAGCUCACGGCGUUGGAACAGAUGCCAGCCAUAAAGCGCUACAAGGGAGCUGAGGCGAAGGUGCGGAGGCAAGACCCUAACAUCGUGAUUGUGCCAAGCAAACUGGCGUUCACGGUGAAACCUGGAGCAACCCCUGGAACUUAUAGCCGUAAGGUCCGAGGAGUUGCAUGUGGCAACUUCUCUGGAGAGUCUGCGGAGGAGCUCGGUGAUGUUUCUUCGGCUGGAGCCACGACAGAUCUGGUGAGGCUGUGUCUGUCUGAAGUCAACGCCAACCCAGGCUGGAUUGCGGCCACCGAUGACAUCAAGACGGCGUUUCUCAGAGCUCCAAUUACUGAGCAGCCGAAUGGGCGAAGGUCUGCAAUGGAAGCCCCUAGGGCUAUGGUGCGGGCAGGCUUGGCGGAGCCAGGAGAGCUGUGGCUGGCCACAGCUGCCGUGUAUGGAUUUCAGCGACCAAAGUGGUGGUCAGAGUAUCGCAACACGAUGGCGCGAAGGCCAAGGUAUGCUUCACCUACCGGAGGAACCAUGAAGAUUGUAGCCUGCGUCACGGACGAGAACUUGCACAAGCUCGUGGAGGUCUACGAUGAUGGGAGUGAACAUAUCAAGGGAUAUGUCCUGUUCUACGUGGAUGACACCCUGGCAGUGGGAACCCCAGAGUACGUGCACGGCUUCUACGAUUGGCUGGGAGCUACGUGGGAGACCAGUGGAAGAGAGGAGGGUGACAUGAAGGUCAAUCAACGGGGCUACAUUGAUGAGCUGUUGCGCAAGCACCAGGUGAACACCUACAGCAAGAUCCCCUUUGUCAAGGAAUGGGCCACCGACGGGAUUCCCGAGAGCCCCAACGCUUGUGAAGGAGGCCCAGCAGAGGUGUGGAGAAAUCCUCUGCACGACCCAGAGGUCGCGCCCAGAUGCUUCCUACGCCUACGCGGCGAUGGUGAUGGCGAGACUUACGACCAGAGAUCUAUUGAGAUUGCCAAGAAGAUCUUGUCCUACUACAACGGCACGAGGGAUGCUGGUUUUGUGGUUAGCCGAAACCAGCCCCGCGACCUGGUGAUGUAUAGCGACGCACCACAUUCCCCAGCGGGGGGAAAAUCAAUCUCCGGCACCGUGGUGCUAUGGAGGGGGCUUCCGGUAUGCUGGAGGGCGGCGAAUCAAGGACUCACCGCUUUAAGCAGUGCCGAAGCAGAACUUAUUGCCCUGAGUGAGGGAGCUCAGCUUGUACGGUCAGUGAGGACUACGUUGCAGGACAUGGGCAUCUUCCCGGACAAGUGCGAGCUGAGGGUGGAUGCCACUGCGGCGAUUGCGGUGGCAAACUCCGGGGGCAGCUGGAGAACACGUCAUCUACGACUACGUGAUCACUGGCUGGCAGAGUUGGUUGAUUCAGGUGAGUAUCAGCUUCUACAUCAACCUGGAUUAGACCAGCUUGCAGAUGGCCUCACGAAGCAGCUCGUAACGUUCUUCGAGGGCGAGGACGUGGAGGCAGCAACAGCAGAUUCCACAGCAGCAGCAGCAGCAGCAGCAGCAGCAGAUUCCACCGCAGCAGCAGCAGCAGCACGCUCCACAGCAACAACAGCAGAUCUCACAGCAACCACCGAGCACCGAACACUUGCAACAGUUGUGAAUGGAAGGACCAGGAGUAGGUGCAUCCAGGUUGUAAUAGGUCUUGGGUUGGUUGCUGGCGUGUUCGGAGACAAGGACCUCCAGGAGUACACUGGUGUGGACUCUGAUCAUGAGCUUUGUAUUGCUGUGUUGAUUGUGAUGAUCACUACAAUUUUGGUUUGGGAGUGGUCAAAGAAGGCUGCUGGAGGAGUGAAAAGAGCUGUAAAAAUGAAGAUGCUGAAGCCAGCCGCGAAGCAUGGCCUCUCGAAGCCAGAAGGGAAGGAGCUACUGGGACUUUUGGGGCUGGAGACAAGAUCGGUCGAGCAAGAGGCGCGUCUUGCUGUACUGAUCAACAAGUUUCAGCUCCAGAACUCUGGAGGGCUUGGAGAAUCGGCCGGAAUUGACCAAGCCCGGGUCUUCAGGACGAUGAAGGGGUGA
Molecule: messenger RNA, 3897 nt
Organism: Symbiodinium necroappetens
Lineage: Eukaryota; Dinophyceae; Suessiales; Symbiodiniaceae
Source: the annotation of a GenBank genome assembly